AUGCCGUCCCACCUGCUCUCCAAACCGGACGACAUCGACACCAGAUCUAUGAUCUCCCUGCAAGAAUUAGACCCAUCACCUGUCCAUGAUGUCCUGGAUAUUGAAAGCGGCGAAUUCUUCCCUAGGGCCACCUCUCCGACGCAACAUACAGCUGGUAUUUCAAUGCCAAAACUAGGCCUGAGCGGCCAUAGCUGGGAUUCAUGGCUGACUGGUAUCCAAAAAUACUCAACCUAUCCACCUACGGCUUUCUUCAUCCUACAUCUCGCGAACACCUCUCUUAUACCACUCGUUACUCGCUCCGUGCCCGCGAGCGAAUCCUAUCUUUUGCUCACACGACCCGUAUACCAAGCACCCGGACUAGAGCAUCUCGUCUUAACACUUCCUAUAAUUGCGCAUAUUGCCUCCGGAAUUGCUCUCCGCAACAUUCGUGCUGCGCGUAGAGCACGUCUGUACGGCGCCGAGACUCGCGCCCAGCGAAGCACGUUAUAUUUCUGGCCGCGGAUGUCAUUGCAAGCACGCACUGGAUACUUUAUCGUGCCGCUGGUUGCAUUCCAUGCACUCGUCAACCGUGUUACACCAUUGAUCGUCGAAGGAGGAAGCUCUGGCGUAGGACUUGGAUAUAUUGCCCAUGGGUUUACUCGGAAUCCUAUGUUCUGGAAUGUCUUUUAUUUCUUUUUUGUGACCGCCAGUGCGUGGCACUUUGUUGGUGGCUGGGCGACCUGGAUGGGCUGGAGAGUGACCACAGCGCGCAAGGAGCGUAGUCACAAAGGCUCGUUGGAUGGCUACCGUGGACCCACGGAAACAAAGUCGAAGAGGCAGCGCAAGAUGUGGUGGGUUGUCAAUGGAAUUGCCGCGGCUGGCGCGGCUCUUUGGCUUGCAGGUUCUCUCGGUAUUGUUGGACGUGCUGGCGAAGGUGCUGGUUGGGAGGCCAAGGGGUGGAAUGAGAUGUAUAGUCAGGUCCCGAUCGUUGGGAAGUGGCUGUGA
Messenger RNA from Penicillium roqueforti, 984 nucleotides. Its product is annotated as MCP1 family protein. Lineage: Eukaryota; Fungi; Ascomycota; Eurotiomycetes; Eurotiales; Aspergillaceae. Gene Ontology annotation, biological process: lipid homeostasis; mitochondrion organization. The transcript has 2 exons. The record is from RefSeq and is a predicted model, not a curated record. The coding region runs from base 1 to 984 and encodes 327 amino acids. Gene Ontology annotation, cellular component: mitochondrial outer membrane.